AUGCCUAGAAGUCCGACUAAUACAUUAUUAUUAACAAACCUUAGUGAUGAAUUCCUAAUAGAUCCUCAUCCAUUAAUUGAUUUUAUAUCAGAUUUACAAUAUUUGGUGGAACUUAUAGUUUUAUCAAAAUUAUCAAGAAUAGUAAUAAUAUGUGAAACAUCAACAGUAGCAAAGAUAUUAAAAGAAAAAAUAACUUCAUGGAAUAAUUCAAUAAAAGUAUCAUUUACAAUAAGAGAUAAUAAAUUUGAUUUAAAAAAACAAGAGCUUGAUAAAGCAACUGCUAAUUUCAAUAAUGAAAUAAAUUAUUUAGAAUUACCUCAUGAUUUAGAUCUGAAAAGAUUUUUAAUAAGUCCUCCAAUGAGUCCACAAUCAGAAUGGAAUGAUUAUAAUAAAACAGAAGAAGGACCUAAUGAAAUUGCAAUAUAUUCACCAGAAGAAUUAUCUAAUUUAUUAUGGGAAAGAUUGGGAGGAUUUGAAAGUGAAUUAGUUCGAAAAUUUCAAAAUGAUGAAGAACCUAAAAUUAAUCAAGAUGUUAAAUUUAUAAAUUAUAAAAUUGAACCUGAAUUAUUAUUUCAAGAUGUUGAUAAUGGGGUACCUGCUAUAAUUUUAGAUAAAAUUGAUGAUUUACAAGACAUUGAUGAAAAAUUACCAAAAACUUCAAUGCCUCCUCCAAUAUAG
This is a messenger RNA of Lodderomyces pseudojiufengensis, 678 nucleotides long. It is a transcript of the gene RCN1, whose product is annotated as Rcn1p. The transcript has a single exon. Gene Ontology annotation, cellular component: cytoplasm; nucleus. Gene Ontology annotation, molecular function: calcium-dependent protein serine/threonine phosphatase regulator activity. Gene Ontology annotation, biological process: calcium-mediated signaling. NCBI's taxonomy places the organism in Eukaryota, Fungi, Ascomycota, Pichiomycetes, Serinales, Debaryomycetaceae. Bases 1 to 678 code for a protein of 225 amino acids. The record is from RefSeq and is a predicted model, not a curated record.